Molecule: messenger RNA, 3489 nt
Organism: Morchella importuna
Lineage: Eukaryota; Fungi; Ascomycota; Pezizomycetes; Pezizales; Morchellaceae
Exons: 7
Coding region: 1-3489 (1162 amino acids)
Molecular function (GO): metal ion binding
Source: RefSeq, a predicted model, not a curated record
AUGAGCGAGCCUACCGGAAUGGUUGGCUCGGCGAAUGGGUCGCGUAUUGCACAGAAACAUCAGGUCCCAUCGUCCCAGCCAGACUUCGCGUCAUCUCUCGCAUAUCACAGUCCCCAUCACCAGUAUCUAUACCCGCCCGGUCAUGCGAGCGAUUUCACGCUUCAACAGCAGUUUGCACAGGACUUUUCUGCUUCGCCUUCAUAUUCUGGCGCCUGGGAUAUAUCAUCUGCUCAGCAUCUCCACGGGCAGAGUUUUGUUCCACAAAAUGGACUGCAACAAUUUGCCUCUCAAUAUCCUACACAAGUGCAAAUUUCUCAACAGCACCAGCAGCAACAACAGCAGCAACAACAGCAGCAACAACAGCAGCAACAACAGCAGCAACAACAACAGCAGCAGCAACAACAACAGCAGCAGCAACAGCAACAGCAGCAACAGUUUGCUAGUGCGUAUAGUCCAUCAUCCCAGCAAACCAUUGCUCCAUCUCAACUCGGCGCAAAUUCAUUCCCCACCCAAAAUACCACAGCAUCUCCAUCUGAAUUAUGGUCGGAGUUUGGAGCCACACCUCCGCAAACUAAACAACCUCAGCCCGCCAAAAAGACCCGCCAAAAAACGGAAACUCCAAGUGUACAAUCCGUUAACACCAAUGUUGUUGUAACGCCAUCCCCAAGUUUUAAAAGACCAAAGGAUUGUCCAUGGAUAACAAUUGUAGAAAAUGUGGACCCGCUUCUUCUCCAAGCACUGUCACAGGUUAACUUGAUCAAUGAACCUUUACCUGCUGGACCAGCUCCUAAAAAAUCCAAGCUUAAUACUACCACCAGCCGAACUCAAUCACUUGAAAAACGCCCCCCGAAGGCUAUCCCUAAAUCAAAAAUUCCCGAUGAUCCCAUUGAGAAAAUAAAAUAUCUGGUUUCCGAGGCCCUUUCAUGCGAUGACGAUAUUGAAGAUAUUCGGGAAGCAUCAAAGAAAUUGUGGGAUAUCAUGUUAGAUGUACCGCAUCAGGACCCAAAACAAAUUGAAGCUGUUGUUUGGGCCAUUCUAAAAUCUGGUGAUGAUUCAAUAUUGCAACACCUCGGUAGCUCAAUUCUUUUCACAGUUCGGUUGAGAUAUUGGAUGACAGCAGAGUGGAAUAGAGACCGAAACGCAUCAACCGUACUAAAUUUGCUCAGGUUAUUGCGAAAAUUUCGAGUUACUGAGGAGCAGCUUGAGGAAGCAAAAUGGACUAGGGCACUAACAAGUAUCGGAAGUAAGACGAAGGAUCAGAGGGUAUCCGAAUUAUGUGCUGUGAUAAGCAAAGCUGCAAGAGAAAAAUCUGCAGCUCUGGCAAGAAAGGACAGAGAGGAGCGGAUUAAAGACAAGAGUGAGAAGCAGAAAAGUGCUCCACUGACAGCGUCUGCGCCUGCGCGUACUAAUGGCGAUAGAGAAAAGGUUGCUGGAAAUGGGAUAGCAAUCAAAAGUGAGGGCAGUAGAGGUCUUAAUGUUGGCAUCAAACGCAAGGGCGAUGACGAUUCCAAAGCGUCUGUUGGACCCAACGCAACGAAAAAAGUUGCGGUUGGUGAGGGAAAAAACUCUGUUGCCUCAAAUUCUAAUAAUACAACUGCUGGGGUAUCUACCAUGCCUUCUAAAAACGGGCCAACGUUGGAGAAGAAAUUGACUACAAGUGCUGGAACGUCUACGGCGGCUCCUGUUGCCAAACCGAAAACUACCACUUCCGGGUUUUUCAAGUCGUUGCAGAGCAUGCGCCCAGUUUCUGCCAAAGUGCCCCAAAAAGCCCCCGAGACCAAACCACAACCCAACACUGCAGAGCCACCUCAACCCACUACAUUCACCAGCAUCUUUGAUCAACUCAAGUUACAGCAACAAGGUAAAACAUUGGGAGUCAAGUCCGACGCCGAUGGCAAAAAACGCGAAGCAGAUGAUGACUUAUCGGGCCCUAAUAAGAAAUCAAAAAAGAAAAAGACUGUAAGAUGGAAAACGGGAGAUGACCUUGCAAAAGUUAAGCUUAUUGAAUGGAUGGAACCCGAGGGAGAGUACUAUGGUGGAGGAAGUGGGCACGAAAACCAUGAAUGGGGUAAUGCUAGGAACUUUGAUGUCGAGGAGGGCAGAGAGGCACUGGCAGCUCUUAAGAACAGAAACCUUAUCGAAGAUGAAGAGGACCUGUUGGAUUGGUAUCAACCUAUAGAAAUCGAUUUUGGAAAGUUCCACGAUCUAUUCAAAGCUGCUCCCACUGAUCAUGCGAUCAAACGUGGAGGGAAUAAGAAGCCUGUUAGUGAAGAGGCCAAAAUACAAUCUCAGAGAGAACUUGUUACUUUAUCUGCGCUAUAUACGUCAUCGCAGAGCAUCCCAGUUUCCCCCCAGGAACCGGAUUCAAACAAUGAUGGUUCUCAAGUAUCUGACAAGCAACCAGUUAUAAUCCCGUUGCCCGAUAAUAUCAAACCCCCCGCUAGUAUCUUUCAAGCACCAGCCUCUCAACCACAACAAUCACAGCCACAACCACAACCACAACCAGUAAUAACCCCAGACUUAUCUGCCAUUCUACAGUCAUUUCAACCACAACUUCAGCAAUCACAACAGCAGCAACAGCAACAACAACAACAGGCUCAACAGGUCCCAGCUCAGGCUGUUACUAACGAUUUCUUGGCUCAGAUCCAGGCAAUUACUAGGGCUCAGCAGGCUCCUCAGCAGCAAUUUGGUCAGCAGCCUCAGCCACAGCAACAAACAGUACAACCAAGCACGCCCGAUAUUGGCUCAAUUCUUGCGGCUCUAGGUGGGGCUACUGCAGGACAGCAGCAGGCUCAACAACAGGCCAAUAACAACUUUCUACAGAACUUGAUUCAGCAAAAUCCGACUACUCAAGCACAAAAUGCUGCCCUAGGGAGCGCUUUAGCUUCAUUUGGACUUCCAUUAUUCCAACCACUUGCGUCUUUUGGCCAGGCUCAACCCCCUCCAGCCUCCACUGGAUAUGAAGCGCCUGUUGCCCCCAAAGCAUGGUCGACUUAUGAUUCUCAACCUCAGCAGGCUUACGGAAGCGACAGCAACAAUGGUAACAAUGCUAACCAAUCUGCAUGGACUGGAAGCGGGGGAACCGAUGAGUUUGGUCGCGCGUUGCGUGAUGGCGAGAAAGAAAAGGAGGGCAGAAGUGGCAGAGAUAUUCGUAGAGAUUUAAGAAAAGCUACAGGAUGGGAUGAAAGGAAAGUUGAAGCGGAGCAGCCCCUUAGUGGGAGCGGUAACGGAGGUAGCGGGAGCGGUCGUGGUGGAGGCUGGGGUGGAAAACACAAAAAGGAUAAAAAGGCUGCCAAGCAAGGCAACGUUCCAUGCAUUUUCUACCAGAAGGGCAAUUGCAAGAACGGCGACAACUGUCGAUUUGUACAUGAGAAGUCUUCUGGGGGAGGAAGAAGACGGGGUGGUGGCGGUAGUGGUGGUGGAAGAGAGUCGGGAGGCCCAGGUGCAGGAACACCUGGGUGGCCGACGAGUGGGGAAAUGGAGUAUUGA